Leptonychotes weddellii (Weddell seal) is the source of this 1241-nucleotide messenger RNA. NCBI's taxonomy places the organism in Eukaryota, Metazoa, Chordata, Mammalia, Carnivora, Phocidae. The record is from RefSeq and is a predicted model, not a curated record.
CUCCCAGAAGGGGUGCAAAGGAAAGGAGAGCGCGUGGCGCUCCGGCACCCGCGCACGCGCUGUAGUCUCACCCGGCCUUUGCGCGCGCGCGGCCGGCGCUGCAUCUUUUCUUCAGGCCCGCCCCCCUCUUCUACUUCAGCAAGCGGAGGCGAGGAGCGAAAGCAGGGAAGUGUGGGGCGAGGUGGGCGGGGCGUCGCACGCGAGCGCGGCCUGCUAAAGAAGGGAGGAGGAGGGAGAGAUCCAAGAAUUCGUUACCCCGUCAACACCCAAUGGAGAGCAGGCUUGACCCCGCCCCCUCUCCUCAUGUUAUUGGCUGGGAGGCCCCCAGAUGGGCGGGGUUGGCCGUGGGGUUGGGGAGGGCAGGGGGCGGAGAGGAGGAGGAAGGCGCUGGCGGGCAGUGAUGGCGGCGGGUGAUGGGGACGUGAAGCUAGGCACCCUGGGGAGUGGCAGUGAGAGCAGCAGCGACGGCAGCAGCGAGAGCCCCAGCGGCGCGGGAGCGGCAACAGAAGGGGGCGGCUGGGCGGCAGCAGUGUUGGCGCUUUUGACGGGGGGCGGGGAAAUGCUGCUGAACGUGGCGCUGGUGGCGCUGGUGCUGCUGGGGGCCUACCGGCUGUGGGUGCGCUGGGGGCGGCGGGGUCUGGGCGCCGGGGCCGGAGCGGGCGAGGAGAGUCCCGCUGCCUCUCUGCCUCGCAUGAAGAAGCGGGACUUCAGCUUGGAGCAGCUGCGCCAGUACGACGGGUCCCGCACCCCGCGCAUCCUGCUCGCGGUCAAUGGGAAAGUCUUCGACGUGACCAAAGGCAGCAAGUUCUACGGCCCGGGUGAGGAGGAGUUGGAACGGGAGGGGGAGGACCUCCUGCAGCUCAGGUGCGACCCCCUUCUGAUGGGGAGGCCCCUGGGCACUGGGUUAGUUUCCGAGCCUUCUCGACGUCUGGACCCCUGCGCCUUGGCUGCUGCACCUGGGACGGCCCGCCCCACACACACCCCCCGCCGCGGGCACCUCCAGCUUUCCCCCCCCGAAGUCCGGGUUUCAGUGUCGCCCCAGGAACCAGCUCUCAGCUUUCAUCUUUCUACCAUCCCGUUCCUCCACGAAGCUUUUUCUUGUGCAGAAUUUUUCAAAAUCCUUUCAGUUGUCGCCCGUGCUGGCCCACAACCAACCUUCCCUGAGCUUUCUGAUUCCUGGAAUGGGUGGGGGCAGGAGGGACCGGAGAUAUCUAAAGUAGGGACCCAAAGUUGUAGGCCAG